Messenger RNA from Linum tenue, 1510 nucleotides. The record is from the annotation of a GenBank genome assembly. NCBI's taxonomy places the organism in Eukaryota, Viridiplantae, Streptophyta, Magnoliopsida, Malpighiales, Linaceae.
GGGAGAGGACACAUUCAACAAGCUUGCGAAUGGCGGCACCGCAGCUGAAAAACGGUAGCGCAUUGGGCACUAGCACUAGCAGCAUCAGUGUCAUGGCCUCGUUCAUGACAAUGGGGAUCCGGAGCAGCUUCCAUUCCCUUGUGGCCCUCCUCCUCACUUUCCUGGUCGUGGCCGCCGUCUACGUCACGCAGAACGGCGGCAAUCAGCUGGUGGAAGAGACGGCCACGCCGCCGAGGAGUAGUAAUCUGCUGACGUCGAGGUGCGAUUUGUUCGCCGGGAAGUGGGUUUUCGACAAUUUGUCGUACCCUUUGUACAAGGAGCAGGAGUGCAGUUUCAUGUCGGACCAGCUGGCGUGUCACAAGUUUGGAAGGAAAGAUUUGGAUUAUCAGCACUGGAGAUGGCAGCCUCACCAAUGCGACAUUCCAAGGUGAUUGGUUUUCAUGUCAUUUUGGACAUCAUUUUGAGGCUUUUUUGCUGGGUUGCUGUGUUUUUUGUGUUGUUUGUUUGUUGGUGUUGGUGCUAGAGAAGAUUCAAUGCGACGGCAUUGCUGGAGAGGCUAAGAAACAAGAGGCUUGUGUAUGUUGGGGAUUCAUUGAAUCGAGGGCAAUGGGUCUCUAUGGUUUGCCUGGUGGAUUCUGCCAUUCCUGCAGAGUUCAAGUCUCAGAAACACACAGUCAAUGGGUCGUUGAUAGUCUUCAAAGCACAUGCAUACAAUGCGACCAUAGAGUUUUAUUGGGCUCCGCUCCUGGUAGAGUCCAAUUCUGACGAUCCAAUAAGCCACAGAGUUCCGGACCGAAUCGUCCGGGUCCAAGGAAUUGAAAAGCACGCCAAGUACUGGACCGAUGCAGAUAUCCUUGUUUUCAACAGUUACCUCUGGUGGCGACGUUCCGAAAUGGGAUCAUUUACUGGUCCUGACGGUGGAAUAGUGAAAGCAGUGAAAAUGCCACGAGUAUAUGAAAUGGCUCUUCAGACUUGGGCCGACUGGCUUGAAGUUCACAUCAAUCGAACGAAAACCAAACUUUUCUUCGUCAGCAUCUCACCAACCCACCAAGAAGCACAAGAGUGGGGAGGGAGUUCAGAGGGUAACUGUUAUGGCGAAACUGACCCAAUCUUGAAAGAAGGGUAUAGAGGAAGAGCUACUUGCCCAAAAAUGAUGCGAGUAGUUGACAAUGUGCUAGAUGGAUUGAAGGCUAGAGGAAUGAAUGUUCAGAUGAUUAAUAUUACACAACUGACAGAGUAUAGAAAGGAAGGCCAUCCCUCUAUCUACAGGAAGCAGUGGGAACCAUUAACCGAUGAACAAAGAUUGAAUCCCAGCAGUUAUGCAGAUUGUAUACAUUGGUGUCUCCCUGGAGUUCCAGAUGUAUGGAACGAGCUUCUCUAUGCAUAUAUUUUGGACUUAUGAUGUAUAAAACACUAAAAUCUUGUCAUUUUACGAUAAGAAAAUCCCAUGAAUGUAAGGGUUUCUCUUAUAAUUCAACUUGUUCAGGACAUGCAAUAGAGUGAAUGACAU